Engraulis encrasicolus (European anchovy) is the source of this 5012-nucleotide messenger RNA. RefSeq names its product VPS53 subunit of GARP complex (gene vps53). The transcript is spliced from 22 exons. The record is from RefSeq and is a predicted model, not a curated record. Gene Ontology annotation, cellular component: GARP complex. Lineage: Eukaryota; Metazoa; Chordata; Actinopteri; Clupeiformes; Engraulidae. Gene Ontology annotation, biological process: retrograde transport, endosome to Golgi. Bases 73 to 2571 code for a protein of 832 amino acids.
UUGUCAGUGACGCUACAAACUAAACCACAGUAGUGAAUUUGAUGCUACAACAGUUUCGGGUUUCUUGUUAUUAUGUCUGUCAUGGAGGAAGACGAGUUGGAAUUUGCGGAGGAUUUGGAAGCAAUUUUGCACCUGUCACCUGAAGUGCAACUGGCCAUAGAGCAGGUAUUCCCCAGCCAAGAUCCGCUUGACAGACCAGACUUCAAUGCUGUGGAAUACAUCAAUACGCUAUUUCCCACAGAACAAUCACUAGCUAACAUAGAUGAUGUCGUGAACAAGAUCCGGCUGAAAAUCAGACGUCUGGACGACAACAUCAGGACGGUGGUGAGGGGACAAACCAAUGUCGGCCAGGAUGGACGGCAGGCACUGGAGGAGGCGCAGAAAGCCAUCCAACAGCUUUUUGGCAAAAUCAAGGACAUCAAGGACAAGGCCGAGAAGUCGGAGCAAAUGGUCAAAGAGAUCACGCGGGAUAUUAAGCAGCUGGACCACGCCAAGCGCCACCUGACCACCUCCAUCACCACCCUCAAUCACCUGCACAUGCUGGCCGGGGGCGUGGACUCACUCGAGGCGAUGACGCGUAAGAGGCAGUAUGGCGAGGUGGCCAACCUGCUGCAGGGCGUGGUGAACGUGCUGGAGCACUUCCAGAAGUACAUGGGCAUCCCCCAGAUACGACAGCUCUCCGAGAGAGUCAAAGCUGCGCAGAGUGAGCUCGGUACUCAGAUCCUGGCUGACUUUGAAGAGGCUUUUCCUGCACAGGGCUCCAAGAGAACUGGAGGUCCCAGCAUAGUGCUGCGAGAUGCCUGUCUGGUGGCCAACGUGCUGGAUCCUCGCAUCAAGCAGGAGAUUAUCAAGAAGUUCAUCAGGCAGCAUCUCUCCGAGUACCUGGUGCUCUUUCAGGAGAACCAGGACGUGGCCUGGUUGGACAAGAUUGACAGGCGGUACGCUUGGAUCAAGCGUCAGCUGGUGGACUAUGAGGAGAAGUACGGCCGCAUGUUCCCAGAGGAGUGGUGCAUGACAGAACGCAUCGCCGUGGAGUUCUGCCACAUCACCAGGACAGAGUUGGCCAAGCUGAUGAGGACGCGUGCACGGGAGAUUGAGGUGAAGCUACUGCUCUUUGCCAUCCAGAGGACCACCAACUUUGAGGGGCUGCUGGCCAAGAGGUUCUCCGGCUGCACUCUCACCGAUGUGCCCGGGAAGAAGCCGGAGCCGCCUCUGGAUCCCACGAACCCGUUCCUGGAGGACGAGGCUGGGGACGACACUGCGUCCGAGAAGGAUGAGGACCUGGACAAGCCAAAGAAGCCCAAGGCUCCAGACAACCCCUUUCACGGCAUCGUGUCCAAGUGCUUCGAGCCCCAUCUCUACGUCUACAUCGAAUCACAGGACAAGAACCUGGGCGAGCUGAUCGACCGCUUCGUGUCGGACUUCAAGGCGCAGGGCCCCCCCAAGGGCCUGGAGGAUGGGGGCGCGGUGCUGCCCAGCUGUGCCGACCUCUUCGUCUACUACAAGAAGUGCAUGGUGCAGUGCUCGCAGCUCAGCACGGGCGAGCCCAUGAUCGCCCUCACCACCAUCUUCCAGAAGUACCUGCGGGAGUACGCCUGGAAGAUACUGUCCGGAAACCUGCCCAAGACGAACACUAACAGUGGUGGGCUGACCAUCAGCAGUCUCCUGAAGGAGAAGGAGGGCUCUGAGGUGGCCAAGUUCACCGUGGAGGAGCUCUGCCUCAUAUGCAGCAUCCUGAGCACCGCUGAGUACUGCCUAGCCACCACACAACAGCUGGAGGAGAAGUUGAAGGAGAAGGUGGACACGUCUCUGAUGGAGAGGAUCAACCUGUCUGGAGAGAUGGACACCUUCAGCACGGUCAUCUCCAACAGCAUCCAGCUCUUAGUUCAGGACCUCGACGCAGCCUGUGACCCCGCACUGACUGCCAUGAGCAAAAUGCCUUGGCAGAGCGUGGAGCACGUGGGAGACCAGAGUCCGUACGUGACCUCUGUCAUCAUGCACAUCAAACAGAACGUCCCCAUCAUCAGGGACAACCUGGCGGCCACGCGCAAAUACUUCACACAGUUCUGCAUCAAGUUCACCAAUUCGUUCAUUCCCAAGUUCAUCAAUCACCUGUUCAGGUGUAAACCCAUCAGCAUGGUGGGAGCAGAGCAGCUCCUGCUGGACACCCACUCCUUGAAGACGGUUCUGUUGGACCUGCCGUCUAUCGGCUCGCAGGUGGUCCGGAAAGCCCCGGCCAGCUACACCAAGAUUGUAGUGAAGGGGAUGACACGAGCAGAAAUGAUCCUCAAGGUCAUCAUGGCGCCUCACGAGCCCCCAGUGGUGUUCGUCGAUAACUACAUCAAGCUCCUCGCCGACGGCAACCCGGAAACCUUCCAGAAGAUUCUCGACAUGAAGGGCCUGAAGCGCAGUGAGCAGAGCAGCAUGAUCGAGCUCUUCAGGCAGAGGCUCCCCACUCCCCCGUCGGGUAACGAGAGCGCGCCCUCCUCCCUGUCCUUCAGCGCCCCCACGCCCGAGCAGGAGUCCUCGCGCAUACGCAAGCUGGAGAAGCUCAUCAAGAAAAAGUUCUGAGACAACAAUGAAGAUGAUGAUGAUGGUGAUGAGCUGGAAUGGGACACCUCAAUGACAUGUGCUUGUGCUGCUGCCUGCUCACCUGACUGACUGCCCUUCAUAUGCCAGCAAAACAACAAGUCAGCCAUCCAAGCUCCCAAUCCUCCUCCAACAGCCACCAAGGCAACCCACAUACAUGUGAAGUGAAGCGAAGUGACGUGAAAGUAGCACACAGUUCCACAGCACACAGUGCUCACUGCACACAACAGAAUUCCAUUUAUGCCUCAGCCGUGCAUGCCUCAAAUGCCUCCACCAACGCAUACCCCCAUGGUUGUUGUGUGCUGGCUGUCCUGUCCUCAUAAUAGUGGCAUAUUCCAGCCAGUAAUACACCAAACCUCCCCUGUCUCCCAACCAUCAAUGCCCCAGACCCAAGCUGCUCUCCACCUCAGAACCAGCCAGCCAGCCAGCCAGCCAGUGAGCCCAGCUACCAUAGAUCUCCCAUCCAUGCCUCAACCAACAUCCACACCGACCCCAGAAUCUUACUGUAGCUUCUCCCAUCAGACAUUUGUGCCCCCUCACCAGCUCUCCCAUCCAACCUACCCAUCCGUCCCCUCCCAACCAACAUCCAUGCAGACCCUAGAUCUUUGCCAUCAGGCCUUCGUAAACCCCCUCCCCAUCUCCCGGCCAACCUCUCAGCCCUCACACAAUUCACUUCUCUGUGCUUCCUGUGAUGGGCUGCUUUUCAAAUUGAUGUGACUUUGCCCUGCUCCUGCUCUCCCUGAGAAAAACCCACAUCGCAGGAUGGCAAUGGGAUAUGGGACUGUUGAUUUGUGCUCCUAUUGUUUUUGAACUUGUGUUUCAAGUCGUCAUAAAUCAUGCAGUAUGCUCAGUUCACGGCCGUCUCAAGUCAGACUUGUUGAGUUGUUUAUUUGCAUUCUGUGGCUGUAUAGGUACCGGUAGUAUCGAAGGACAGCCAUAUGUCACCACCACACACCAGUAGGGGUGGCAUGUCUACACAACAGGCCAGGCAGCAACAGGCACUUGUAGCCCCGCCAGUGCUCAUGAAGACUAAAAGCAAAACGUAGCCAGUCACACUGUAACAGUAACUUGAGAUUUUUUUGUUUAUCGCCAGCUUGCCUGCUUUUUCAAUAUUGCUGAUGGAGAAACAGGGGAGGGGUAGGAAUGAAUUCAAGGGGUGGAGGUGGGGAGUGGGCUCGAGUUGUUCUCUCUUUUCUUCUAGCUUCACAGCCGCUGCUGAUGGCCUUGGCUGGCAGGGGCGUUGCUGUUGUUUGCUAGUCUUGAUUGUGUACAUUUCCUUCCUUUGCCUUGAAAUGAAAUGGGUGGGUUACAUGAUUUUUGCUCACUCACGUGUGUGCGUGUGUGCGUGCGUGCGUGCGUGCGUGUGUGCGUGCGUGCGUGCAUGCAUGCGUGCGUCUCCUUGUGUGUGUGUGUCAAUUUCCUGGGUGGCAGAACAGAACAUGACAUGGCAACAUAACGUUCUACUGUGUCCUCCGCUUCCUGAGCUGCGUACUGUUUCCUUUUUUCUUUCCCCAUAGCAUAGCAACACUAACACUAAUAGCACCAGCUAUCGCUGCGCUGCUGCACAAGUCAGUCCAUAUAUUUAUACAUGUCCAUUAUAUAUAGUCCAUAUACGAAUGGCAUAUGUCUGUGUAUAUGUAUGUGUGUACAUGUCUAUACGCACACGCAGGGCCACUGACAGCUUUGGCCAGGCCUGGGAUAAAAUCAUCUGAAUGUCGCCCGCCUCUCUCAAUGCAUAUAAUAUAACAUAAUGGGGACCCAAUUUUAGAGCCCCCUCUCUCCCUUGGCCUAGGACAACAAACCCAGUUGUCACACACACACACACACACACACACACACACACACACACACACACACACACACACACACACACACACACACACACACACACACACGACAUGCAGAUAUAUUUGUAUGCCGUUCAUUGCAGCGAUUCCCGAGGAAUGUGUUUGCACUUAAAAGAGAAUCGACAGCCAUUAACUGGAAUCGACCAGAGCAGACGCCUGCUGCUACUUGGCACCAGUCCUUCGGGCAGAGAGAGAGAGAGAGAGGAGAGGCGAGAGAGAGAGAGGGAGAGGGAGGUGGAUGGUUGGAUGGGGGGUGGAGGCCUCUCUCUCUCAUCAAAAUGAUUUAGGGGCAACACUUUUAAACGUAGCCCGAAUCGGCCCAUCCCAUCCCGUCCUGUCCCUGCCUUGGCCUCAGUCUCACUCCCUUUCCCUUCUCUUCUCUUCCCUACAUGCAAAAGUGGUUCCUCCCGGGUAUCCCCCCACUGUGGAUCUUGUAAUCAGCUCAGCAUUCGUUCUCCACUACCACUACACACACACACUCCCAAACACACUCACUUGCAUACACACACAAGCACACGUAGCCUACACACACACACACACACACACACACACACACACACACACACACACACACAC